Mucor velutinosus is the source of this 972-nucleotide messenger RNA. RefSeq lists its product as uncharacterized. The record is from RefSeq and is a predicted model, not a curated record. The transcript has a single exon. The coding region runs from base 1 to 972 and encodes 323 amino acids. NCBI's taxonomy places the organism in Eukaryota, Fungi, Mucoromycota, Mucoromycetes, Mucorales, Mucoraceae. Gene Ontology annotation, molecular function: protein binding.
AUGCUAUCUCAACUACCCACAGAGCUCCUGUAUCAAGUCUUUGAUCAACUGGAAUCCUACCAAGAUCUAUCCAAUCUAUCGUUUACGUGCCAUCGCAUGUUCUUGAUCUCUCAAGGUACCACUUUGCGUCGUAAAUUAUUCAAAAGGCUGUUCCGUGUGGAACAAAACAAAAUUUUCUUACAAGACAAUGAACUGUUUAUCCAACUAUGCCACUUUAUCGAAGCCUCUAAAAUCAGCCCCACGUCUAGUUCCAUCAUGGACGUCUUGGAACAGCAAAUCAAGACAAGCCAUUUUGUUGCUUAUGACUAUCCAAGCAAUGCAGUCAAGGGGAAGAUAUUGGAUGUGUUUCGAUCUCAAUGUCAAGAGGUAAAGGACAAUUUGGCAGGUAUUGCAAUCUCAAAAGCCACUCGUCAUAUCACACAAUCUGGACCUCGUCGAGUCUACUACGAUGUUACGGUGGAUGACAAAAAGUACAAGUGUAUCUUUUACGAUUUAGACAAAGUAGUGGCUUUUGUGGACAACAGUUUAUAUACGGUUCAUCGAGGUACAAUGGAAUUUAAAGAUGAAGGUAUCCUAUCUGAUGUGUCCUGGAGCGCUAUUUUCAAAGCCAAACAAAGCCAAGCAAACAACAUGGUGCUGCCGUCUGUUGACAUGCCACUAUCUGGUUCCUUCAGUAGCAAAAUGAUGCCAAACACUCAAGUCCAUUUAAUUCCUCGCACACCUUCUGGCUGGCGGCCUUGUCUCCUGCACACUUUUCAGCACUGCGUCCUCCAAGCCAACAUCAAGAAAGGCUGUCUAGUAAGAAAUCAGACAUUUGACUACGUCUUUGUGUAUGAAAAUAGACAUGAUGAUGCAAUUUGCAUUGAAUUUUGCUCCACUGGUGAAUCUAGCACCGAGCUCGUUUCCCGUGGUUACUUACUGAUGAAGGAGCAUGUCAUUCAGUGGAACACAACAACACCUACUGCCCCAUAA